UUGCAUUUGUCUGAAACCGAAGAGUGGAAACAUGGAAACUCCCGUGAGAACUGAUACAACUGAUCUUCAUAUUACCACCACACCGCUGAAUAAUGUAAACACCCACCGCGGUGGUCAGGCCGAGUUCUCCCCUGUUAUGAUGGAUAAAGAUGUGGAUUCUGCAUUGCUUGUUGAACUAAGGCAGUUUCGUUCAGACAUUAUUACCCGGUUGGACAGUCAGGCAAGGGCAAUUACGCAAUUGCAAUAUCAAUUUUCACAGACCAAAACGGACCUAGACAAUCUAGUAAAAAUUAUAACAGUCAUUGAAAGUAAAGUGACACAGGCUCAGAACUACCAAUCGCAGGAGGCGAUAACAGAGGAAGUAACUCAGAGCUCGCCUACCACAUUUGCUGAAGCUGUGACCUUAAACACUUCGCCCAACACUCAACCCACCAACAUCGCAACUAACCAGCAUACUACCGCCAGAAUGCAAAAAGUAAAUAACCGUGUGGCCACGAAGUCCGCUAGGUCGGCCGCCCAUUUGAGCAUCACUGAUACAGGACCUACCAUGGAUCAUUUAAAAAGUGUGGACGACAGACCAAUUAACCAAGCUGGCUGGACUGCCGUGCGAAACAAGAAAUUCAGCCGUUUAUCUAAGGAUGUCAGUGUUGGAAAGAAUACUGAGAUAAAGACAAUACUCGCUGCAGAACGAAAGAAACACCUACACGUAUGGCGACUACAUCCCGAAACCACAGUAGAAGCUAUGACUAACCACGUUAAAAAUAUUUGUGGCAAAGACGUGGUUGUAAAGAUUGAGAAAAUUAAGCACAAAACAGAACGAGACUAUUCAUCAUUCAUAAUAGGAGUACCAGAACAAAUGUAUAGCGAGUUAAAUAAAGCAGAGGUUUGGCCGGUUAAAGCGGAAUUUAAGGAGUGGAUUUGGUUUCGUGGAUAUACCAAAAAUACAUUCAACGAGCAGCAAUAAUAUAGAAAUAUAUUAUCAAAAUGUAAGGGGUCUUCGUACAAAAUUAGAAGUCUUCAGGAACAAUAUAAUAUCAUUUGAUUCGGACUUAUACGCUAUUACGGAAUCUGGCUGCAACGAAUCCAUUCACGACGCUGAAAUUGUACCUCAGGGAUAUAAGAUAAUACGAUGUGAUCGGAUGGAUGGGCGUAAGCAAGGCGGCGCGCUUCUCGUGGCCACACACCGGUUCGAACUGCGACAGGUACAUGUCUCGGACGCAUUGAUAAACACCUGCGUGUUUGAAAUUGUUUGUGCCACUGUCCAUUUAAAUAAUAGAUUUUUGUUUGUAUGUUGUGUAGUUUAUAUCCCACCGGCGAGUUCUGAAACUGAUUACAUGAUGUUGUUUAGGUUAAUAGAAAAUAUGUGUGAUAGAUAUAGGCAAGUUAUUGUUAUUGGAGAUUUUAAUUUACAUUCUUGCCCUGUGGGUAUUAGUAAUUAUUAUGAAUACUUUGUGUCCUAUUGUGAAUUUACCCAAAGUAACAAGGUAGCCAAUAUAUUAGGGCGUCAACUGGAUUUGGUUCUGAGUACGGGUUUUAGCGCGGAGGUGUCGGUAGUGGCGGCGCGUGACGCGCUUGUGCCCGUCGACGUGCAGCACCCGCCGCUCGCGGCAACCGUGCGCCCCGCGCCCGCAUUUACUGCCCCUGCAUCUUCCUCGCGAACCGCCAAAGCUAGCACGGAGUGCGGACCGCAGUGGAACUUUUAUAAAGCCGAUUUUCAGUCAUUAUAUUCGAUGCUUGCUUCUACUGACUGGAAUUCCAUGUAUCAGAUGCAAGACUUGGAAGAAAGUUUAGAUAUGUUUUAUAAUAAAUUAGAUAAUAUCUUAGACAAAUGUGUACCUAGGAGAAAGCUUAACCGAGAAAAUUCCCGAUACGUGUAUCCCGAAUGGUACUCAGGAGAGAUCAUAAAAUACAUUAAAAUUAAAGCUAACCUUCACAAAAAGUACAAAAAAUCAAAACGUGAUUGUGAUUACAGUGAAUACGCUGAGUGUAGAGCCCGGGUUAAAAAGUUAAUAGACAUAGCACAUACAGAACACAAAAAUAAAAUUCAAAACAGAUUUGUUAAAGAUCCAAAGUCAUUCUGGCAAUAUAUAGCAUCAAAAAAGUCUAGAAUUAAUCGGCAAAGUAUAAUAAAAGAUGGUCGUAAUCUUACGGAUGAGCAAUGUGUUGUGGAGUUCGCAGGUUUUUUUGAGUCGGUAUACAACCGGGAACCACCGAAACUAGACGCGCAGGCGGCGGAGACCAGAAGUCGAGCCGGCAGUGCACGUGUACAUAUUGGGGCCUUGAGUAUAAAGGACGUGCAGACAGCGUUGAUGAACCUUAAGCCAAAGCGUUCAUCUGGCCCUGACGGAAUACCAGCAUUCCUUUUCAGAGAUUGUGCUAGAGUUUUAGUGAGCCCGCUGCAUCACGUCUUCAAUAUCUGCUUACAGCAGUCGACAUUUCCGGAUCGGUGGAAGAUCACACGAGUCGUUCCAGUGCCCAAGGAUGACCUCAAGUUGCUGCUCGAGGUUGGGGAUCAGUCUGACUGUGAGCGACUCCAGGGUGACAUAGAUAGGGUGGUGAAGUGGAGCCAGGACAAUGGGUUGUGCUUCAAUGUAUCAAAAUGCUCGAUAAUAUCCUUUACUCGUGCGCGGAAUCCUAUCUGCUAUGAGUACAUGGCGGAGGCGACAGCAUUACAGCGAGUUACACAAGUACGUGAUCUAGGAGUACAUCUUACUCCAGAUCUUACGUUUCGCGAACAUAUCGUAAAGAUAUGUAAAAAGGCUUACAGGAACCUCGGCUUUGUGCUUCGGCAGUCGCAAGGGUUCACAAACAUCACAGCGAUUAGGGUGUUAUACGAUGCACUAGUCAGAAGUCAUUUAGAAUAUGGUGGGGUUGUAUGGGCCCCACACGAAGCGAAGUACUCUGACAUGCUGGAGCGCGUACAGAAUAAGUUCGCGCGCCACUUGUACUGGAGACUGUAUGGGGUAUACCCGUUAUACCCGUUGAUGUACCCCACACUUUUUGUACUGGGUAUGGUGUCAUACAAUGAGUUGGGCGUGCGGCGACAGUUCACACUGGUCGUCUACCUAAUUAAGUUACUCCACGGCAAGCAACACAACCCCGGAGUGCUGCAGCUCUUGAGCUUUAGUGUUCCGGACCGCUAUGUGUGGAGGCGCCGGCGUCCACCGCUGCUGGCCGUCCCGGCUGCCAAGACCAACCUACUGGCCAAAACGCCUCUGACGCGAGCAAUUCGUACGAUUAACCAAAUCCAGACUGUAAUAGAUGUAUUUGCGUGUCAGUUCAAUGAACUCGCAAAGAUUAUUUUAUAUAUACUGUGUUAUAGGUUAGAGUAGUAGAUAUAGUUUUAGUGUUAAGUUGCUUUUAUUAGUCUAGGUAUUGUUAAUUUGUUAUUGUUAGUUUUGUAAAUGUAAGUAAAUGUAAGUAAAUGUCCGUAUAAAGUGCCACACUAACGCAUUAGGUUAUAUAAUUUACCUGUAAUGUUAGCUGUAAGAGUUGAAAUAAAUAAAUAAAUAAAUA
Messenger RNA from Spodoptera litura, 3516 nucleotides. The record is from RefSeq and is a predicted model, not a curated record. NCBI's taxonomy places the organism in Eukaryota, Metazoa, Arthropoda, Insecta, Lepidoptera, Noctuidae.